Molecule: messenger RNA, 615 nt
Organism: Symbiodinium natans
Lineage: Eukaryota; Dinophyceae; Suessiales; Symbiodiniaceae
Source: the annotation of a GenBank genome assembly
AUGGUUGUGCCCAAUGAUGUGGCUUCUUUAAUUCCGGCAUUGGACAUGUCGGACCCCGUGUGCAUUCUCGUGAAGGAAAUUGCAGGCGCGUUGCGGCAAUGGAACGAUGAUGUGGACAACGUGCAGAUACAACGUUUUGAUCGGUUGUUGGAAGUGAAUGGAGAACCAUGUUCGAGCACCAUGUUGCGGCACAAAAUGGAAGAUGCCGGUUGCGAUCAGCUGACUUUUCUUGUCCAACGGCCUGAAGAGCGAUUGGUUGUUCUUCCUCAAAAUGAUCGCCUUGGCCUAGACAUCAGUUUUCGCAAAGGAAUUUCUGUCAGGCCAUGGGUCACCGGUGUUCGUGGGGGCGCAGUGGGUCAGUGGAACCUGGACAAGCCGCAGUUGAACGUGGACGUGCAUGACAGGAUUCUGUCGGUCAACGGCGUGUCAGGCGACCCGGCGUUCGUAACUAUGCAUGCUUUGUGUGUGGUUCCUGGAAACAGAGCGCGUGUUUGUCAAGUAUUGUUUUUGUUUUUCACCCUUUUGGUUUCUGUUGGAGAGCCUGGGCCCAUCCAACACAAGUUGCGGAUGUGUAUGUACGGUACACGACAAGUUUCAAACAAGGCCGCCCCAUAA